AGCCGCACCGGUCGCUCUGUUGGUUUAAUUUCUGCAGUCGGCAACUCAGCCUUCGUCUUCAAGCUUCCUUCGAUUUCGUGCUGUCGCUUUUGCUUCCCAUCGGAAUGGAUGGUGCAAAGACACAUGGUGCUGUGUUGGCAUGUACAGAUGGGGCAGUUCUUCCCAUCAGUCAAGUGUUUAAUGCAAUUAGAGAGCUUGGAAAUGAGGGGAUUGAGCAAUGGGAUCCUUUAGUUCUUACAUCUGCAACCCUCUUAAGCAAGUUGCCGGUAGAUUCUUCAUCUGUUGAUUUUGUGAUUUUAAUCUGGCUGUCAAUUGAUUGUCCUGUGGACCAACUGGUUCAAGAAAUCCUUAGAGUGUUAAAAGUAGGUGGUACAAUUCUUAUUCGCAAGUCUUCUCAGUCUUCUGUGAAUUCGUUUGAUAAGAUAAUAUCUGAUCUUGAGAACAGGUUAUUGUUGGCUGGGUUUUCAGAAACACAAGUUUUACAAUCAACUGGGAUCAUAGCUAAAAAGCCUUCAUGGAAAAUUGGUUCGUCUUUUGCACUAAAGAAGGUGAUUAAGAGUUCACCUAAAAUGCAAAUUGAUGUUGAUUCAGAUCUGAUUGAUGAAGAUAGUCUUUUAACUGAAGAAGAUUUAAAGAAACCCCAGCUGCCACCUGGUGAUUGUGAAAUUGGGAGUACAAGAAAAGCCUGCAAAAAUUGCACUUGUGGGAGGGCUGAAGAAGAGGAAAAAGUAUUGAAGUUAGGAUUGACAGCAGAACAGAUUAAUAAUCCUCAAUCAGCUUGUGGCAAUUGUGGGCUCGGGGAUGCUUUUAGGUGCAGUACCUGCCCUUACAAGGGACUGCCUGCCUUCAAAUUGGGCGAGAAGGUAGCACUGUCCGGUAACUUCCUUGCAGCAGACAUAUAAAUGGAUAAAGUUGCAGUACGCUUGGGAAUGGUUAUUAUAGAAUUUUUUUUUUUAAUGUAGUAUGGGAUUUUUAUCAGUUAUGCUAAUGCUAGAAAAACCAUUCAUCCUAGUUGUUCGAUACAAUUUUUACGCUUGACAGUGCGAGAGAUCCAAGUUUUCCAGGUAGCUAUUAUAGAGUUGUAAUGCCACUGUUGCUUGCUCUUGUAUAUGCUUUUGAUAUAAUAUCGUUUAUUAUUAGAAACUAUAGCUUUGGAACAGAUGAUUAUAAGAAAUCAUGAUCCCUUUUAAAUGUA
Molecule: messenger RNA, 1195 nt
Organism: Cajanus cajan (pigeon pea)
Lineage: Eukaryota; Viridiplantae; Streptophyta; Magnoliopsida; Fabales; Fabaceae
Product: Cytokine-induced anti-apoptosis inhibitor 1, Fe-S biogenesi
Biological process (GO): iron-sulfur cluster assembly
Cellular component (GO): cytoplasm
Molecular function (GO): iron-sulfur cluster binding; S-adenosylmethionine-dependent methyltransferase activity
Source: RefSeq, a predicted model, not a curated record